AUCACGUCGAUCCCUCUUUUCGUCCCGGCCCCGGUGAAGUACGGGAACCCGGAAGGGCCGGGAACGUAGGCCCGCCUCCAGCGCGACUACAGGCGGGAGGGCAGGGGUAGCAGCUAGUGGAUGGACUGGGUAGUCGACCAGCGAGCCGCAUGGAGGUCCCAGCGGGGGUCAUCAACGCCGAGUCCGGCUGGUUUGUCUCUACUCAGGAGGCUGAAGAGGCGGAGGCGGAAGAGUCUAGCCCGUUGCUUAGCAACGAAGUUCACACACAGAGAUCCCGAGGUGCUUCAUUUGGUUUCUCAGUGUUUAAUUUGAUGAAUGCCAUCAUGGGAAGUGGCAUCCUUGGCUUAGCUUAUGUUAUGGCUCAUACUGGUAUCCUUGGAUUUAGUUUCUUGCUGCUGAUAGUCGCUCUCCUGGCUUCUUACUCAGUUCAUCUCCUGCUUAGCUUGUGUAUUCAGACAGCUGUGACAUCUUAUGAGGAUCUUGGACUCUUCGCAUUUGGAUUACCUGGAAAGGUGAUGGUGGCGAGCACCAUAAUAAUUCAGAACAUUGGAGCUAUGUCAUCCUAUCUUUUAAUCAUUAAAACAGAACUUCCUGCUACUAUAUCAGAAUUUUUAUCUGGAGACUACAGUGGGUCUUGGUAUCUUGAUGGAGACACACUACUAAUAAUCGUUUGUGUUGGCAUUGUGUUCCCUCUCGCACUUCUUCCUAAAAUAGGCUUUCUUGGCUACACAAGUAGUUUAUCAUUUUUCUUUAUGGUGUUCUUUGCUCUUGUGGUAAUAAUUAAAAAAUGGUCCAUCCCUUGUCCUCUGACAUUAAAUUAUGUAGAACAGUAUUUCCAGAUUUCAAGUGCUACAGAUGAUUGUAAACCAAAGCUCUUUCAUUUCUCCAAAGAGAGUGCUUAUGCCAUACCAACCAUGGCUUUUUCAUUUCUAUGCCACACCUCAAUACUGCCCAUAUACUGUGAACUUCAAAGCCCUUCUAAGAAAAGGAUGCAGAAUGUAACCAAUACAGCAAUUGCUUUAAGUUUUCUCAUUUAUUUUAUAUCUGCACUCUUUGGGUACCUCACUUUUUAUGACAGUGUGGCGUCAGAAUUACUGCAAGGUUACAGUAAAUACUUGCCACAUGAUGUUGUCAUCAUGACUGUGAAGUUAUGCAUACUAUUUUCUGUGCUUUUGACAGUCCCUCUAAUCCACUUCCCUGCAAGGAAAGCUUUAAUGAUGAUGUUUUUUUCCAAUUUUCCGUUCUCAUGGAUUCGCCAUUCUUUGAUCACUCUAGCUCUCAAUAUUGUCAUUGUUUUACUUGCAAUAUAUGUUCCUGACAUUAGGAAUGUAUUUGGUAUAGUUGGUUCCAGUACAUCAACGUGUUUGAUUUUUGUGUUCCCAGGACUGUUUUAUCUUAAAAUGAGCAGAGAGGAUUUUCUCUCAUGGAAAAAGUUGGGGGCAUUUGUUUUGCUCAUCUUUGGUAUUUUGGUUGGUAAUUUUAGUUUAGCACUCAUUAUUUUUAAUUGGAUUAAUAAAUGAAGAAAUUAUUUUCCCA
Molecule: messenger RNA, 1536 nt
Organism: Bubalus bubalis (water buffalo)
Lineage: Eukaryota; Metazoa; Chordata; Mammalia; Artiodactyla; Bovidae
Gene: SLC38A6
Product: solute carrier family 38 member 6
Exons: 16
Coding region: 150-1520 (456 amino acids)
Biological process (GO): L-glutamine transport; amino acid transmembrane transport
Molecular function (GO): L-glutamine transmembrane transporter activity
Source: RefSeq, a predicted model, not a curated record